This is a messenger RNA of Bactrocera tryoni, 814 nucleotides long. Its product is annotated as NADH dehydrogenase [ubiquinone] 1 alpha subcomplex assembly factor 3. NCBI's taxonomy places the organism in Eukaryota, Metazoa, Arthropoda, Insecta, Diptera, Tephritidae. Gene Ontology annotation, biological process: mitochondrial respiratory chain complex I assembly. The record is from RefSeq and is a predicted model, not a curated record. Gene Ontology annotation, cellular component: mitochondrial inner membrane. The coding region runs from base 52 to 627 and encodes 191 amino acids. The transcript is spliced from 3 exons.
CAUAAACAAAAUAAAUCAAAACAAGACGUAACAACCACACGUUCAGAAAAUAUGGCGAAAGUUUUACAAUUUGCUUUUAGCGGAUUACGAAGAGCGAACAAAAAUUUGAUUACUUCUGCUUCACGUCAAUAUGCAAAAGCCGCUUAUGAAGCUGAUGGCAAAACUAAAGUAUCAAUAUUAAAUACUGAACAAGAGUACGGCCUUAUGAUAACCGGGUUUAGUCAAUACGGAUUUCGCCUUAACAAUGAUAUGGUAAUAGUUGGACCAAUGGCAAUAUUUCCACGUUCAGUUCUUUCUUGGAAUGUUGGCUCCUAUGAGGAUAUUAACGAAGACAGCUUGAACUUUUUUUGCACUCUUGAACCUAAAAUUGACAUCCUUAUUAUUGGUAUUGGAGACCAGCCCGUUACGCAAAGUCUUUCCAAAGUUAUAAUUGAAUUCAUGAAAAAAUAUAAAAUUAAUGUUGAAGUACUACGUACCGAACAGGCCUGCGCAACAUUUAACUUUUUGAAUGCAGAAAGUCGUAUGGUGGCAUCAGCACUUAUACCGCCAGUACAUAUUAGCUACAACGAAAAUGAUAUUUUGCAAAGUAAAUUGCGUAGAAAAGAGAUUUAUGACGAAAUCGACUGAGAUGUUAUAUAUAGAUAUGAUAUUGAUAUAGAAUAGACUAGCAAGAAUGCAAAUGCUUGGACGUAUAUUAACUAAGUCAUAUAAGUGUACGCUAGAAAAAGAGUUAGUUGUUUUUCAAAAGCACAACCAUAUUUUUGAGUUAAACAAACACUGUUCAAAUAUAAAGUUUUAGCAUAUUGAAAAUCAA